Messenger RNA from Spodoptera litura, 1368 nucleotides. NCBI's taxonomy places the organism in Eukaryota, Metazoa, Arthropoda, Insecta, Lepidoptera, Noctuidae. The record is from RefSeq and is a predicted model, not a curated record.
AUGAGUGAUACAAAUGAGAAUUACGAUGAAAUAAAUGAUGAGAAUAUGAAUGAAGUUACAAACGAAAUUUCAACUUCAAAUGAAAAUUUAGACAAUUUAGAUAAUCCAACCAAGAAGAGAAUGAGGGGAAGCAGCGAUGAAGAAUGGACAGAAGUAACACGAAAAAGCAAAAAACUUAAGGAUAUAAACAAAAUAGAAGUAUACAUAUCCAGUAAAGAAAAACUACCAAAACAAUUUAAUUUAGCCAAGAUAUUUAGAGACCAGAAUAUUAAAGAUAUUAUGAGAGUAAAGUUUACCAAUCCAUACCGAGUUCGUAUAGAACUGGGUAAUGAAAUUAGUGCGGAGAAAUUAGAAACAUGCAAAUACUUUCUUGAUCAAGGGUGGAAUAUUCACAGAGCAAUGGAGAAUAGUAUGUCGUACGGAGUGAUACGAGAUGUUGACUUGGACAUGUCAGAAGAAAACAUUUUGGAGAAUAUUUUUUGUCCUGAACCAGCUAAGCUAAUUUCAGUUCUUCGUCUGAAUCGCAAGAAUUUUGGGGAAGAUGGAUGGUCACCUAGUGAAGCUGUGCGCCUUGCCUUUAAAGGUUCCUUUCUACCACCAUAUGUGUACACUCAUGAUUUGAGAAUAAAAGUCGAACCAUAUGUAUUUCCGGUUUCACAGUGCUCACGUUGUUGGAGAUUUGGCCAUGUACAUAAAAAAUGUCCUAGUAGCAAGGUGAUUUGUCCCAAAUGCGGAAAAAAUCACGAAAAUUGUGAAACUUCUGAUAUGAGAUGUGUUAACUGUGGAGGGAAUCACAUUUCUCUCUCAAAAGUAUGUCCAAGCUUUCAAAGGGAAAAAAGAUUGAGAGAACUUAUGGCUGAGUUUAAUUGCACAUAUCGAAAGGCCCUAACUAUAUAUGCACCAAAAGAACCUAGUAAGGAAAUCAACAUUGAGAGAUUAAGUAGUGAGAUACAUCCCACAUUGGAAGAAGAGAACUUUACGUUUCCCACAAAUAUUAGUAGUCCAGUUUUUAAAAUAACCACUAAAGCACAGAUACAUAAAAAGAAAGGGAAAUCAUCAACUAAACAUAAACUGAACGAGGAAGAUAAAACAGAUAUUAGUUAUAUGGAGUGGAUAGAAGAAGGACAACAUAAUAAUACUGAAAGGAAAAACUCCGUUGAAUCAGAAGCAAAACAAAGAGAUGUUACUUUCAAGGAGUUAUUAAUGAGGUUACGAGAGAUAAUAUUCAUGAAGGGAAGCACUAUACACACAAUUUUUAAAGAAGUUAUCAAGACGUGUAUUGAGUGGGUAAUAUUAGUAUUAGCUGAUAAUGUAGCGGACUGGCCUAUACUCAAAUUAAUUAUGAACCUCCUAUCAAAUGGCAGAUAA